This is a messenger RNA of Oncorhynchus masou masou (cherry salmon), 3135 nucleotides long. RefSeq names its product metabotropic glutamate receptor 6-like. The record is from RefSeq and is a predicted model, not a curated record. Gene Ontology annotation, biological process: G protein-coupled glutamate receptor signaling pathway; regulation of synaptic transmission, glutamatergic. Gene Ontology annotation, molecular function: adenylate cyclase inhibiting G protein-coupled glutamate receptor activity. The transcript is spliced from 10 exons. Gene Ontology annotation, cellular component: plasma membrane. The coding region runs from base 415 to 3135 and encodes 906 amino acids. NCBI's taxonomy places the organism in Eukaryota, Metazoa, Chordata, Actinopteri, Salmoniformes, Salmonidae.
UUGGCAAAGUAAAAAUGCUCACUAACAGGGAUGUAAACAAAUGUUAGCACAAAAGUUUUGAUAAAUAAGCUUUUUGUGUGUCUGGAACAUUUCUGGGAUCUUUUAUUUCAGCUCAUGAAACAUGUGACCAAAACUUUACAUGUUGCAUUCAUAUUUUUGUUCAGUAUAUAUAUGCCAGUGAUGUCAAGACAUUGUGUAUUGUAAUUUCUGCUGCCAUGGUUAGAGCAUUUGCAGAUCAAUUUGUAUGACAAAUAGUUAUUUGACUCAUGCAGUGUUAGUUUAAAUGUAUGUAAUGAAAGCUCUACACAUGUAUUUAACUUAACCAAAGACCAACAUGUCCUCAUUAAACUGUUCACAGGUAUCAAAGGUAGAGGGAGGAGCCUGGUACUUUAACACUGGAUACAGAAACCUUUGAUGGCCAAAAUCAUGACAUCACAGAGCCACAAAUCGCAGUCCUGCUGUGGGUUUGGUCCACCGUUUGGAUGUCAUGUAACAACAUUUCCCAGGUUACUGUUAAUGUUGUUUCUGGGUCUAAGUCCAGAGACAUGGGCUCAGCAGGGCACACAACCACACUCCAUCAAGAUUGAGGGGGACAUCACCCUGGGUGGCCUGUUCCCAGUGCACUCCCGUGGGCCAGCCGGUGUGCCCUGUGGGGAGAUCAAGCGGGAGAAAGGUAUCCACCGUAUGGAGGCCAUGCUGUAUGCCCUGGAUCAGAUCAACAGUGACCCUGACCUCCUGCCUAACAUCACACUGGGGGCCAGAAUCCUGGACACCUGUUCUAGAGACACCUACGCCCUGGAGCAGUCGCUAACCUUCGUCCAGGCCCUCAUCCAGAAGGAUAAUUCAGACGUGCGCUGCUCUAAUGGCGAGCCACCCAUCAUUCCCAAACCGGAGAGGGUGGUCGGAGUAAUCGGGGCAUCCGGCAGCUCAGUGUCCAUCAUGGUGGCCAACGUGCUGAGACUCUUUGCGAUCCCCCAGAUUAGUUAUGCGUCCACAGCUCCAGAGCUGAGUGACAAAAGCCGCUAUGAGUUCUUUUCCCGUGUGGUCCCUCCUGACUCCUACCAGGCCCAGGCCAUGGUGGACAUCGUCAAGGCUAUGGGGUGGAACUAUGUAUCUACACUGGCCUCAGAAGGAAAUUACGGAGAGAGUGGUGUCGAUGCCUUCCUCCAGAUAUCUCGAGAGGCAGGAGGUCUAUGCAUCGCCCAAUCCAUUAAAAUCCCCCGAGAGCCCAAACCAGGGGGCUUUGAUAAGAUCAUUAAGAGAUUAAUGGAGACCUCUAAUGCUCGUGGGGUCAUCAUCUUUGCCAAUGAGGACGACAUCAGACGUGUCUUAGAGGCAGCAAAGAGGGCCAACCUGACGGGUCACUUCCUUUUUGUGGGCUCUGACAGCUGGGGGGCCAAGAGCUCGCCCAUCCUGGACCAGGAGGAUGUGGCUGAGGGGGCUGUCACCAUCCUCCCUAAGAGGGCCUCCAUCGACGGUUUUGACUCCUACUUCACCUCAAGAUCUCUGGAAAACAACAGAAGGAACAUCUGGUUUGCUGAAUACUGGGAGGACGACUUCAAAUGUAAACUGACCCGAGCAGGUAUCAAGUACGACCUUGGUAGGAGAAAAUGUACAGGUGAAGAGAGAAUCGCUCAGGAAUCUCAGUAUGAGCAGGAAGGGAAGGUACAGUUUGUGAUUGACGCGGUGUAUGUCAUGGCCCAUGCCUUACACAGCAUGCACCUGGACCUCUGUCCGGGCUCCAUGGGUGUCUGUGAGAAGAUGGACCCAGUGGAAGGGAGUCAGCUGCUCCAAUACAUUCGCUCAGUCAACUUUAAUGGCAGUGCAGGGACUGGGGUCAUGUUCAAUGAGAAUGGAGAUGCUCCUGGUCGCUAUGACAUCUUCCAGUUCCAGCUCUCAAACACCACCAACCCUGGCUACCGGUGUAUUGGCCAGUGGACAAACUAUCUACGACUCAAUGCUGAGGAGAUGCAGUGGUCGGGUGGGGACAGUGCAGUCCCUGACUCGGUGUGCAGUUUCCCCUGUGAGCUAGGAGAGAGGAAGAAGAUGGUGAAGGGUGUGCCCUGCUGCUGGCACUGCGAGCUGUGUGACGGAUAUCAGUACCAGCUGGAUGAGCUAAACUGUGACAUGUGUCCCUUCGACAUGCGUCCCAUGCCAAACCGGACGGGCUGCCGGUCCACACCCAUUAUCAAGCUGGAGUGGAGCUCCCCCUGGGCCAUCAUCCCUGUGUUCCUGGCUGUCUUGGGCAUCUUAGCCACCUCUGGAUGCAUCAUCACCUUCAUCCGCUUUAACAACUCCCCCAUCGUCCGGGCCUCCGGCCGGGAGCUCAGCUAUGUUCUCCUGACAGGCAUCUUCCUCAUCUACCUCAUCACCUUCCUCAUGAUUGCAGAGCCCAGCGCCCCAGUAUGUGCAUUCCGCAGGCUGCUGCUGGGCCUGGGCAUGUGUAUUACCUACUCAGCUAUGCUCACCAAGACCAACCGCAUUUACCGUAUUUUUGAGCAGGGCAAGAAAGCAGUCACGCCACCUCCGUUCAUCAGCCCUGCUUCUCAGCUCAUCAUCACCUUUAUACUCAUUGGAGUGCAGUUACUUGGAGUUUUCAUCUGGUUCGGAGUGGUGCCCCCACACACCAUCAUAGACUAUGAGGAGCAGCACCCGCCCAACCCAGAGUUUGCACGUGGGGUCCUGAAAUGUGACAUGUCCGACCUGGCCCUGGUCCUCUGCUUGAGCUACAGUAUCGUGCUGAUGGUGACCUGCACUGUGUACGCCAUCAAGAGCAGAGGGGUGCCAGAGACCUUCAACGAGGCGAAACCCAUUGGCUUCACCAUGUACACCACCUGCAUCGUGUGGCUGGCCUUUGUGCCCAUCUUCUUUGGCACAGCCCAGUCUACUGAGAAGAUGUUCAUCCAGACCACCACCCUGACGGUGUCCAUGAGCCUGAGUGCCACUGUGUCGCUCGGCAUGUUGUACAUCCCUAAGGUCUAUGUCAUCAUCUUCCUUCCGGAGCAGAACGUGCAGAAACGCAAACGCAGCUUCAAGGCUGUGGCUUCAGCAGUGACCACACAACUCUCCCAGAAAGAAGACAAGCAGAACGGAGAGUCCAAAAGUAGCGCCAUAGUCCCUGACAGAUCACAGUGA